This is a messenger RNA of Marmota flaviventris (yellow-bellied marmot), 1090 nucleotides long. RefSeq names its product diphosphoinositol polyphosphate phosphohydrolase 3-beta. Lineage: Eukaryota; Metazoa; Chordata; Mammalia; Rodentia; Sciuridae. The record is from RefSeq and is a predicted model, not a curated record. Gene Ontology annotation, biological process: diphosphoinositol polyphosphate metabolic process; adenosine 5'-(hexahydrogen pentaphosphate) catabolic process; diadenosine hexaphosphate catabolic process. Gene Ontology annotation, cellular component: nucleus; cytoplasm. Gene Ontology annotation, molecular function: endopolyphosphatase activity; diphosphoinositol-polyphosphate diphosphatase activity; bis(5'-adenosyl)-pentaphosphatase activity.
GGCCUCCAGGAUGAAGUGCAAGCCGAACCAGACGCGGACCUACGACCCGGAGGGCUUCAAGAAGCGGGCUGCAUGCCUGUGCUUCCGCAGCGAGCGCGAGGACGAGGUGCUGCUGGUGAGCAGCAGCCGGUACCCGGACCGCUGGAUCGUGCCCGGCGGGGGCAUGGAGCCCGAGGAGGAGCCCGGCGGCGCGGCGGUGCGAGAGGUGUACGAAGAGGCGGGAGUCAAGGGGAAGUUGGGCCGGCUCCUGGGCGUUUUCGAACAGAACCAAGAUCGCAAGCACAGGACCUACGUGUAUGUACUGACUGUCACCGAGCUGCUGGAAGAUUGGGAAGAUUCCAUUAGCAUCGGGCGCAAGCGAGAGUGGUUCAAGAUCGAAGAUGCCAUCAAGGUCCUGCAGUGCCACAAGCCCGUGCACGCCGAGUACCUGGAGAAACUGAAGCUGGGCGGCUCCCCGACCAAUGGAAACUCCGUGGCCGCGUCCGCGUCGCAGAGCGAUCCCUAGUGAAUGGCAUAGAUGUUGUUCAGAUUUACUUUGAAAGAAUCAAGUGUGUGAACCCAAUGGUGAAUGGAAUUGUGAAGCACAGGUGAGCUCUUUGACAUCCCCAAGAACACAGCUCAUCCUAUGCUUUUGGACGCUUCUUUUCUGUUAAAACAAUGGCUCUUCUCCAGGUUGUUGCACUACCACUGUAUCUGUACAGAAUUCUAUUUCGGCACCUGUGGCCUUCUUUUUGUGCUUUUUCAAUUAUGUGUCUGUAUUUCCCACCAGAUAUGAUAUUGAAUGCAAGGAACUUAUUUCCUUUAGUCUUUUUAUAUAUCUAGCAUACAAGACAUCACUUGAAAUAAGGUAGACAUCACUGAAGACUUGUUUAAAUAAUUUAAUAUUUUGUAAUAACAUUGAGUGGUAAAACAUCUGCUUCUCAUCUGCCUAGCAUAUAUAUGGCUUUUGUAUAUCAGGUGUCACAAAACUGUUUCAAGGCAGUUGUGAUGUAUUAGCAAAAAAAUUCUUACUCCUAUGUCUUAGUCAUCCCAGACAUUAUGUACCUCCUGAUGUGAGUAUACCACACCUUCUUUGAAAUGUAUUUGCCAA